AGAGAGUUGUUAAUCAUGGCUGCUUAUGGAGCUCUGGUUUCUCUUAUGCAUAUCAUCGAAACCCUCGAGAAACAUCCUUCUCCUCCCAUUUCUAUCAACGAAAAACAAGUUCAAUCCCUCACUCAAAACAUUACCUUCUUGCAGGAGUUUCUUGAUUGCUAUAUUUCCCCUUUUGCUGAUAGCCACGAAGCUGAUCCAUUGGAGCGUCGCAUUGCUGAUGCAGUUUACGCGGCUGAGGAUGUUAUCGAAUCCCAUAUUGUGGAUCAAAUUCACAGUGGCUCCACAAUUGUUGCAGAUCAUGAAUUCUAUCACAAUCUACAGAAAGUGAUAGAAGAAAUGGAUCUUAUCAACAAAGAGGUGAAGAGCAUUGCUGUUGAAGCUCAGACCAAGCAGAAGCCCGAUGUUACCUUGUCGGCGUCUUCUCCCACUGUGAAAGAGAACGUGAUCGUGGGCUCCAACGAAGUGUUUCUUGACGUUUUGGAUAAGCUCACCAGUGAUCAACUCAAGCGCCAGAUCAUUCCCAUCACGGGGAUGGGUGGCAUUGGUAAGACCACUCUUGCCAUGAAUCUAUUAGAGAAUGCACUUGUUAAGGAGCGCUUUAAUAUACGUGCUUGGACUACAAUUUCUCAAACUUAUAAUGUUAGAGAAACACUUAGAGAAGUUCUUUUUCGAGCAAGUGGAGAUUCAAGUAGUGAUCUGAGUGAGAAGGAGUUGGGACAAAAAUUAUACCAGCUUUUGUUCGGUAGGAAAAUUCUUGUAAUAAUGGAUGCUAUGUGGAGCAUAGAGGCGUGGGAGAAGAUAAAAUUUUUCUUUCCUGAUAACCAAAAUGGAAGUCGAAUAAUCAUAACAACUAGGUUGUCUGACUUGAGUUCUCAGUUUAACGAGUCUUGUAUAGUUGCCAUGAAAUUUCUAGAUGAGGCUAGUAGUUGGGAUUUAUUUUGUAAGACAGUGUUCGGGAAAGAAAGUUGUCCAAUUGAGUUGGAGAAGAUUGGAAAGCAUGUUGUAGCAAAUUGUUAAGGACUUCCUUUGUCAAUUGCUACAAUAGGAGGUCUAUUGGCAAAAUCUGAGCGCACAAAAGAAUAUUGGGAGCAUAUAGAUCAAAAUUUGAAUUCAAUUGUUAUUAACACUAAUGAAGGAUUUUGCUUGAAAAUAUUGAGGAUGAGUUAUAUCUAUCUGCCGAACUAUUUAAAGCCAUGCUUUUUGUAUAUGGGUGUUUUUAAGGAAGAUUACUUUAUUUGUGUGUCAGUGCUUAAGAAGUUAUGGGUUUCUGAAGGAUUUUUAAAAUCAAGGAGUGGAAAAUGUUUGGAAACUCUUGCACGAGAAUAUUUUAAGGAAUUGGUUGAUAGAAAUCUCAUUUUAGUUGAUGGAUUGGGGCUUACUGGAAACAUUAAGCAUUGUAAAAUUCAUGAUUUGUUGAGAGAUUUGUGUUUGAAAGAAGCUGAAAAGGAAAGAUUUUACCAUGUCAUAAGUGAUGAUCCUCCUGCAAGUAUUAGCGAACGUCGAGUCGUUCUUAAAACUGCAGGGUUGUUAGGAUCUUUGUCACAUACUCGUUCCAUAAUAUGUCAGUAUGACAAAGCAGUACAUGAGCAUGGCAAAAUCCUACCCUCUCAGGAUAUUCGAUUGUUGAGGACAUUCAGAGCAUGUCAUUAUUAUGUUUUUUUCCUAGAAAAUGUGUUUGAAUUGGUGAACUCACGGUUCCUUGCUAUCAGUGUUCAUGAUGAGUCCAAAUUCUGUAGUUCAAUUGAUCUCCUUUGGAAUCUACAGACAUUGAUUAUUUAUUCAUCUUCUCCGAACUAUCUUCAUGUACCAAAUGAAAUUUGGAAACUGCAUCAACUUCGGCAUUUUGAAUUUACAGGGUUUCCAUCGAUUCUCCCGAAUCCUCCUAGUGACGACAGUUACAUUGUCAUUAUGGAGAAUCUGCAGACACUCAAAGGAGUUAAGGGUUUGCUAUUGAAUGAGGAGGUGGUUAAAAGAAUUCCCAAUGUGAAGAAAUUGCAUUUAACAUGCACUUUGGAUCAAAAGGGGGGAGAAAACUAAGCUAUCUUCAAUGCUUCAGUAAAUUGGAAUGCUUCAGUAAAUUGGAAAGCUUACGCUGAACCCUAAGCUAUCAAAGUGGUGACUUUUUGCUGAGGAUUAAUUUCCCCAAUUCUAUCAAGAAGUUGGUUGUUCAAGACGUUUAUGGCACGAAGUUUGGCACAAAGUUGGAAGACAUAUUGCCUAAAAUCGGUUCGUUGCCUCUUCUUGAGAAGCUCGUAUUACGUCGUGGUGUCUUCAGAACCAGCAAGUGGGAAACAAUUGAAGGCCAGUUCCAGAAGCUCAAGUUUCUGGAGUUGUUUUCAUGUAGAGGUCUAGUAAAUUGGAUUGUGUCAGACAGCUCCCACUUUCCACUUCUCCAGAAGCUUAGUCUCAAUUAUUUAUCCAAACUCAAGGAAAUCCCAUCUGAAGUUGGAGAAAUAGCAACGAUGAAAUCGAUUUGGAUGUGUCAGUGCAGUGAAGCAGCUGUGGCGUAAGCGAAAAAGAUAGUAGAAGAACGUGAGGAUCUAUAUGGAGAGCAAUUACACCUUGUGGUGAUAGCUUAGAAUGCAAUUUGGUAAACAUUGGACUGCAAAAGAGUCUUGUUUGCUUGCUCUCAUUGUGGAGCUGAGUGAGGCCGGGGCCGAGGGACGGAGAAGAGGGAGAAUGGCCGGAGAUUGGUGGCGCCGUGGAGGGAGUCGACAGUGGCGGCGGCGGAGGGAGAUUCUUCCAUGGCUAUAAACAAAUGUUUAUUUGUAUUUAAUUUUUUGUUGUUUUAGUGAUGUUAGUUAUAUGAUUUUGAAUUUAUUUUAUAAACGAAACUUUGUUAGAGACUAUUUUUUGUGUAGUAUUUUGUGUUCAUGAUUUUUAGAAGAUAAAAUUUCAACUGAUAAAAUUUUUAAGAGCAAGCAUUCUGUUUCUUACUUAUGCUCUACAUAAAAGAAGUAAUAAACAUGCAUUGUGAUUCCAUGUAA
Molecule: messenger RNA, 2987 nt
Organism: Salvia splendens (bonfire salvia)
Lineage: Eukaryota; Viridiplantae; Streptophyta; Magnoliopsida; Lamiales; Lamiaceae
Product: disease resistance protein RPP13-like
Exons: 2
Coding region: 16-1017 (333 amino acids)
Molecular function (GO): ADP binding
Source: RefSeq, a predicted model, not a curated record